Molecule: messenger RNA, 2571 nt
Organism: Aspergillus uvarum CBS 121591
Lineage: Eukaryota; Fungi; Ascomycota; Eurotiomycetes; Eurotiales; Aspergillaceae
Product: putative C6 finger domain protein
Exons: 2
Coding region: 308-2452 (714 amino acids)
Biological process (GO): regulation of DNA-templated transcription
Molecular function (GO): zinc ion binding; DNA-binding transcription factor activity, RNA polymerase II-specific
Source: RefSeq, a predicted model, not a curated record
UCCCAUCCACCACAACUCGGGGUCAUCGAUCCUGUCAAUAUAAACAAUCGCGGGUGAUCCAUCUUUUAACCAACCUCUCCUGGGUUUACUGUUGUGGUAGGUUUGGAUGGACUUUGCCCACUUUGCCCAUACCCUCCUCAUAUUCCCGUUUCUGCCUUUUCCCUCUUCCAACAUCCGCCCACCCCCACUCAUCCUGUUCCCUUCCUAUCCGGAUCGAUCCUAUUCACCCCCAAACAAGAGCAGCCGGUUGAUACGAUCAUCAAUGUAGUAGCAGUGUGGUAGCACCCGCUUUUGGACCUUUCCCAUCAUGCAAGCUGUCUCGUACGAACAGCAUGCGGCUCCGGGGGUGUCGCCUGCCUAUAGCGAUUAUCGCUCGCCUCAGGAGCCUUCCCCCAGGAGCUCGGUGCCUAAGAACGUCGCCUUCGAGCUGCUACUCGAUGAGAACUCUAAGGUGCGGGCUCGCAUACCUAUGCGAGUCCAGAUCUAUCCCCAUGAUACCACGGAUUCCAUUGUGACCACUGUCAAGAAUUUUUAUGGGAUUUACGAUACCACUGCUAGCGGGGUCAGCUUUGAGGAUGAACAGGGUAUCACCCUUAUUGCCAGGUAUGAGAAUCUCCGAAAUAAUAUGACGGUGUACGUGCGAGUCAUCCCCGUGCAAGCCUAUACUGAAGGCUACGGGGACCGCUUCUAUGGACACCUGCCCAUGGACGCUCGCAAGCGCCCGAGUCUGGGAGAGCCUUUCCAGAUGGCGCCGGCAAUGCAGGCGGCGCACAUGUUGGAGCAUGGGCAACCCCCAUCUCGGCCUGCCUCCCGGCUCGCUCGGAAGCGCAGCAUGUCACCGUCCGGCCGCAGCCGUCGCAGCGCAUCGCAGCACAAGCAGUCGUCGCGCGGGGGCAACAAGAGCCGAGGCUCCAGCACGCAUGGCAGUUUUAUGGAGGACGGAGGCUAUAGCGACAGUGAAGGCGGCUAUGGAUCUGUCUCGGGCGCCAAGAAGCCUCGUAGUGAGCAGUUGGGUAGCUCAGAUAUCAGCAUGGAGAACAUUCUUCAAGAUGGUCGCAGGAAGCGGCCGAAGUUUGAAAGCUCGGAAUUGCCGCUGUUCGCCCCUCCUCAGGUGCCUCUCACAACCUCCACGUCCUCCAUUUCCCCUCAGCGCCGGUCGAUCGGCCAAGAAGGAGCCGUCUCACCUUUUGCCCGCCCCACUCAGCGACCCUAUAACUCCCAACCACAACAACCCCUUCUUCCUUCUCCUCAGAGCUAUGGCCACAAUGAACAUGCGUAUAGCCUUCAUCAGGGCCAGAGUUCUGUCUAUGCCACGCCGAUGGUUCCUGAUCACGGACAUCGCCUGCGCGACCGGGCCACAACCCAAUCAUCGGGGCAGUACAGCAACAACUCGGCUGGUCGCAACACGGCUCCCGGGGUCCUCCCUACGCCCGAUCCAACCAUCGCGAGCUGCAUCUCCGAUGAGGAUGUGGCCAUGCAGCUGAUUCGUCUGGGCGAUGCUUCAAACUUUUCGCAUGGUCGUACAUCCGCAUCUACCCUGGAUGAUGCCUUCAGCGGCGCUGCGGAUGCUGCCUCCUCGACUGGCGCCACCAGCGAUGGUGACGAAUACAGCGAGGAUGAUGAUGAUGACGAUGAUGAUGAUUUGCCCUUACGAACCAAGCAGAGGCUGGACUCCAGCCCAAUGUUGCCCCCGGGUGCCAUGAAGCGCACCCACAAGCGAUUGGACGACAUUCUGCCAAGCUUUGACAGUUCUGAUGGCAGUUACGAUGGCUACGAUGAUGAGUAUAACCAGGAGGACAGACACCAUGAUCACACCAUCAAGAACGAGAUGGACGAUGAUUCUCUUUAUCACGAAUCGGCUCCCAAGUCUAAGAAGGUCAAGGUCCGCGCCGGUAGCACGACCUCGACCAAGGCCCGUGGGUCCAAGUCGGCCCCAGUGCGCCCAAGCAAGACAGCCAAAGCGACCACCAAUGGUGCCGUGCGCAAGGCUAAACCGACUCCCACGGUGGUCACUCAGAAAGCAGCGGUGUCGCCAGUCCUGGCUAGCCCAGCGCCCGUCCGCAAGAGCUCGACCUCGUCUGUGACCCUUCAACACCAGCACCCCCACCCACUGGCUGCCGAUGAAGAGGAUUUGUCCACCAAGCCGCGUUGCCAGCGAUGCCGCAAGAGCAAGAAGGGCUGUGAUCGGCAACGCCCUUGCGGCCGAUGCAAGGAUGCUGGGAUUGGCCUUGAUGGCUGCAUCAGCGAAGACGAAGGGAACGGUCGCAAAGGCCGCUACGGUCGUCACAUGGGGGUCCCCGUGAAGAAGACCGUUGAAUCUCCUCCUCAUGGCACCGAGGCCCAAACUCUGGUGGCUACUGCCGCCCCUAUGCCUUCGUCGUCGUCGUCGUCGUCGUCGUCGUCGUCGUCAUCGGCUGCUAUCGCCGACAAGAACAAGAAACGCAAGCGCUAGACCCAUCCUGUAUCCGGCAUGAGGAUGACGGUCCUGUUGCUUUUUCUAUCUCAGAUACACCUUUGCACCUGCACCUGUUUGUCCAAAUAUCGACUUAUAAGCUGUGCCUGGAUGGCUGC